Messenger RNA from Symbiodinium sp. CCMP2592, 583 nucleotides. The record is from the annotation of a GenBank genome assembly. Lineage: Eukaryota; Dinophyceae; Suessiales; Symbiodiniaceae.
ACACUGCGGCAUGAUGAGUCACAGAACAAGUUCAGAAUGAGCAGUGUUUGGCAGAAGCUCGACGUGGUGGCUAGGUUUAGCAGAAGGGUGACUGGCGCCGACCCGGAGCUGAUUCGGAAAUCACUUCUGAAGCUCUAUGGCAACUCCAAGAAGACCGUUGUGAACAGGUGGAUGCGGUCAUACGCAAGUUUGCCGACUAAGGUCUUGGAGCACCUGCGUACCUUGCGGACUGUGCCUGACGUCUGGGUGUUUGACAAUGUUUUCUUUCUUGGGCCAGGCCAGCAGAAGCUGAAGGCCGACGACGCCAUCCGUGUCUUGAACAUGGCCGUGAAGAUGCGAGAGGAUGGGGCCGAGAUUUCAGAAAACAUUCUAAAGUCCCAGAUAUGCCCAGCCAUGCUGUCCAAAAGUGCUUGGGUGAAGACCAUGCACUCAACUUUUGGUGGCUGCGCGAAAAGCAGUGCCGCAAUGGUCCGAGUGACUGCAAUGUUAGAGACGCGGUCCGGGCUGAACAAAGUGCUUGCGUGCAUGGCAAGCAAUGUUCCAUUGCACGGGGUCUCCGACGAGAACCCGGGGAUUCACGAGU